UCCUCUGCGAUAAAAAGCAGAUAACUCGGUGGUUUUUUUCGCAGUAACGACAUGUGCAGCAGGACAUAAUGAAGCUUUAUGUGGAUGUUGCAGCAGUGCGUGGAGGAAGUUCCUUUUAACGGAUGAUGCAGGUACAAGGUGUUGAUCUCCAGGUUUGUACUUCUAGAAAUCCAACAUGCUGUACUAAAAAGAUGGAAGAAAGGUAUCAGACUGCAGCAAAGCAAGAUAUACAGCAAGUGCUUCAAACAUCAAGUGCUACAUUAAAAUUUUUAAUAUCUCGUAAUGCAGCUGCUUUUCAAGAAACCUUUGAAAUGCUUAUCAGACUGGCUGAGAAUUACACAAGCACACUUUUCUGCACUGCAUAUAGAAACAUGGCUGCUGAGGCUACUGUGCGUGUUCAGGAGUUUUUCACUGAUGUUGGACUCUUCGUGUUUGGCACAGACAUUAGCACAGAGAAAUUUGUCAAUAGAUUUUUUGACACUCUGUUUCCAGUAGUCUACAACCACGUGAUUAACCCCGGUCUGACUGACAUUUCACUGGAAUAUGCAGAGUGCCUCCGAAUGGCGAGAAGAGACAUCAGGCCCUUUGGCAACAUUCCCAAAAAGGCCAUAGGACAAAUGGGAAGAUCACUCUUAUCCAGCCGGACUUUCUUGCAGGCUCUGAAUUUGGGGAUUGAAGUGAUCAAUACAACAGAUCACCCGCAUUUCUCCAAAGACUGCAGCAGAGCUUUACUGAGAAUGCAGUAUUGCCCCCACUGCCAGGGAGUGAUGCUGAGCAAGCCCUGCAUGGGCUACUGCCUCAACAUCCUCCGAGGCUGCUUAGCCAGCAUAGCAGAGAUUGAUCUUCAUUGGCGGGGAUAUGUUCGGUCCCUGGAGGAGCUCUCAAGCACCAUGAGUGGAACACGCGACGUUGAGCACGUGCUUCUCAACUUUCAUUUGCUUGUUAAUGAUGCUCUGGUGCAGGCUCAUAUCCAUGGGCCAGAGUUAUCUGAGCAGGUGAAAAAGAUAUGUGGUCCUCCUGUAAGGAAGCCUACACAGUCUCCAGGUUGCUCCUUUGAUCAGAACAAAGAUAAUCAAGGGUUGAAGAUGUUCUCAAGAGACAGUGAAGAAAUGCUCACCAACAGAAGAAAGGAAUUUAUCAGCCACCUCCGGCUCUACAGAGCCUUUUAUGGUGGCCUGGCUGACCAGAUGUGCAGUAACGAGUUGGCAGCUGCAGAUGGACUCCCGUGUUGGAAUGGAGAAGAUGUCGUAAAAAGCUAUACACGUCGUGUGGUUGGCAGUGGAAUCAAAGCUCAGUCUGCAAAUCCAGAAGUAAAAGUGAAGGGAACAGAUCCUGUAAUAAGUCGAAUUAUUGACAAGCUGAAACAUGUUAUUCAGCUGUUGCAGGGCGAAUCAUUUCCAAAAUAUGAUAAAUGGGAUCUCCAUCAAACAGGCAGUGGUGGAGGUGUAGAUGAACAAAUAAGUGGUGAUUGUGAUGAUGAAGAUGGCUGCGGAGGAUCUGGAAGUGGAGAAUUCAAAAGAGUCCUGAAAAUCACAGACUGGAUGCCAGACAAGACGAACCUCAGUGACGUAAAGCAAAUCCAUCAAAUCAACGAUGGCAUCACUUUAGACACAAGUGGAGCAGGAUGUACAACAAUGGCCAAUUAUAUAACAUUUAUGCUGAUUAGUUUGGUAAUACUAUUUCUCAGUCUUUGGUAA
Messenger RNA from Manacus vitellinus (golden-collared manakin), 1697 nucleotides. RefSeq names its product glypican 5 (gene GPC5). Lineage: Eukaryota; Metazoa; Chordata; Aves; Passeriformes; Pipridae. Gene Ontology annotation, biological process: regulation of protein localization to membrane; cell migration; positive regulation of canonical Wnt signaling pathway. The transcript has 9 exons. The record is from RefSeq and is a predicted model, not a curated record. Bases 123 to 1697 code for a protein of 524 amino acids. Gene Ontology annotation, cellular component: plasma membrane; extracellular region; cell surface.